Messenger RNA from Botrytis porri, 540 nucleotides. RefSeq lists its product as uncharacterized. The transcript has 3 exons. The coding region runs from base 1 to 540 and encodes 179 amino acids. The record is from RefSeq and is a predicted model, not a curated record. Lineage: Eukaryota; Fungi; Ascomycota; Leotiomycetes; Helotiales; Sclerotiniaceae.
AUGGCACUUUCUGCCAGCUUUGAUGCUGUGAGAGAAUUACUCAAGCCCCUAAGUUAUCCAACUGAAGCUGUGGCGCUGCCAUCCAUUGGAGCUGAGCCCCCAAAUAAAGACCUAUCUGACGAUGCUGCUCAUACCCGGGCUGCGAUUGAGAAGCUGGUCGAGGCAGGAAAGAAAGUCGUCCUUGUCACUCACUCGUAUGGAGGGUCGUUGGAUCUUGUGCUGUCGAAGACCUGGGCUUCGCUCAGAGGAGGAGCGACUAUUGCUAUCGACACUCCAGGGAAUAUCUUCUACCACGACCUAUCAUCGGAACCAACAGAAAUGGAUUGCGCAACUCUCACAUCCUCCUCUGCUGCGUCUUCAGUGGCAAAUCAACACACGAGCCUUGGAACCAUAUGCCAUGCACUUACAUAUUCUGCGAGGACGAUAAGGCAAUUCCUCUUCCACAUUGCUGCUUCGCAUUCGCCAUUUUUGAGCACCCCUGACAAGGUGGUGGAGGGUAUUGAGUUGGCUGCGAAGCUUGGUUUGGAGAAGAGCCAGUAG